Messenger RNA from Passer montanus (Eurasian tree sparrow), 2059 nucleotides. It is a transcript of the gene CYSRT1, whose product is annotated as cysteine rich tail 1. Lineage: Eukaryota; Metazoa; Chordata; Aves; Passeriformes; Passeridae. The record is from RefSeq and is a predicted model, not a curated record. Bases 36 to 884 code for a protein of 282 amino acids. The transcript has 2 exons.
GCACUGCCUGCUGUGUGGUGCUGGUGCCAGUGCCCAUGCUGGUGCUGGUACCCACUCCUGGUGCCCAGUGCCUGGUGCUGGUUUGGUGCCUCGGUACUGAUGGCCUUGCCUGGUGCCCAAUGCCCCUGUCCAGUGCCAAGUGUCCCUGUCCAGCUGUGGUCCCAGUGGCCCCUGAGCAGUGUCCAUGUCCACUGCCAAGCCCCCAGUUCCAGUGCCCAUUGUGCAGUGCCCAGUUCCCCGCUGGGCUGGGGGGUUGGUGUUGGGGCUGGGCAGUGGGCGGGUGCUGGCUCUGGGGCGUUCCUGCCCCGCUGUCCCGGGGCCGGUCCGUCUGUCUGUCUGUGGGGCCGGUCCGUCUGUCUGUCGGUGGCUCGGGGCGGCGCCGCUCGGGGCGGUCCGUGCAGGAGGAAGCGCGGCCGGGGCAGAGCGGCCCCGCGGCGGCCGGAGCCGCGCUCGGGGUGGGCAGUGCCAGGCAGGCCUCGUGUCUGACAAGGGGCAGGGAGAUGGAUCGGGGAGUCACCGUGGAGAACCCCUAUGCCAGCGUCAACAUCCCGCGGGAGCAGUUCCAGCAGAGCUUCAUCACUCGCUACCUGAGAGACGAGCCCACCAUCAUUGCCAACCCUGCGGCCGUGCCCUCCUACGGCACCGAGGGGCACACAGAGCUUGCCAACGGCUGGAACAGCCCCACCAUCUCCACAGACAAGUCCUGGUCCCGUCCCUACAACCCCUACGCCAGCCUGAGGGUGCCCAAUGGGGACUCAUCUGCCUCCUUCUACACUGUGACCCUGGACAAGCCACCCAAGGGCCAGGAGCAGGGGGCUGGCAGGAGAUGUGGCUGCUGCAGGUGGUGCUCCUGCUGCCCCAAGUGCUGCUGUGUCAUCUCCUAAGGGCUCUCCCUGCACACACGGGACGUGUGACCAUGGGAUGGGGCCAGGUGACCCCACAGGGACAUGGUGCUGGCCUGGGCACCCCUGGCAGAGCUGGCACUGGCAGGACUGACAUUGCUUUUUACCUGUGAACUCUGCAGCCAGAUGUGCUGAUGAUGGGCUCAGGAGCCCUGAGGACAAUGUGUGCCAGGACAGGGGCCACCAAGAAGUGACAUCACUGGAGAUGGGGCAGCACUCAUCUCAUCACUGGAGAUGAGCCUGGGAUCCUGCACAGAGCCCCUGCCAGUGCCCCUGUGCUGGGAACCUCCACCCUGGGAAGGGCUGGGCAGUGCCCACCUGCUCAUGGCUGGCUUUGGAUGCUGCAGCCCUGUGUGCAUGGAAGAGGAGGACAUCAUCGUCACUGUCUUGGAGCAGGGGAGAGGAGCCAGGGACAAGCCUCCAGCUGGCACAGGGACCCACCUGCCCAGAAGUGAGUCCUCCCCCCUCCCACAGCAUCACAGGGGUGCUGUUGGCCCCUGCAUCAUACUCCAUCUGGACGCUGACCCUCCUCACGCAUGGGGCAGAGUGAUGGAAACAGGAAAGUCAGACAGCCAAAGCAUGGCAGAGCGCUGGGCCAGGCUCCAGGGCAGCACCUGAUGGCACAGCAUGGAUGUGGGUAUUAACAUCCCAGUGCCAGGAAACUCCCAGCCCCAUUCUCUUCCUCCUGCCAGCCUUGUGGGGUGCUGGGCACAACCUCUUGUGCCAUCUGCAUCCCAGAGACAGGUCCAGCACAGAGGGCUGGCCCAGCUCCAGCAGUGGGGCAGCACUUGGGCGCCUUGCUGGGGAUGCAGAGACCCAGCAUUGGCCUUUUGCAGCUCCCAGGGCUUGGAGGAAGGUGGGAGGAGCCGCCUGGCUCUUCCCGGUGUGCUGGGGCUCCUCCAGGCUGGGCUUUCGGCUGGGGCUGCUGCCAUCGGCUGGAACAAGCCCGCUGUUGUGCUGAUGUCCCGCCGUGGUGCUGACGUGCCUCCCCGGUGCUGGCAGCCCUCCCUGUGCUGGUGUCCCAGGACAGCUGCUCUGCUCCCUGGCUGCUGCAGGACUGCCUGCUCUGCAGGACCGGGGCUUCAGAGGAGCGCCUGUGUUUGCAGAUGACUUCAGGGUGCUGCAAAUAAAAUUACAGCCCUCUCCUGCCCUGCCGA